AUGGCCGCUGAAGUACUCGAACCCGAGGAAGCCCCCGAGCCGAAGGCUAAGAGGCCAAAGCUCACUGAAGCGGGGCUUUCGGAGCUUUCAGCCCACGGCUCUGUGGAGCACCGCGCGGGGCUUUCUGCGGGCACUUCUUGCACUUCCCCGCCUGGGGAGCAAGCAAAGCCACUCGGGGCACCUCGCCGGGAGGCAGUGCUCCGUGAGCAGGUGGUGCGGCACUAUGUGGACCUUCUGAAGGCCCAGCGCACCCAAGUAGUGAAGUUCCCGCGGCUGCUAUCAGAGGAUGACCUGGAGCAGGUCCUGCGCUGCCACCGCGCGGUCCUGGACUCUGGCGACCCGGCGGUGACCAAUCCACAGAACCGACAGCACCAGAGGAAACGUUGUCUUUUCCUGCAUGGCCAGGAUGUGCCUCGAACGGGCCAACUGCUCGGCCAGGCCCCCCGUGUGCUGGCCAAGAUGCUCAGGGCUGCAGUUGCGGCGCAGGAGAAAGGGCAAUGGGGCAGCAACGAUCGCGCCGAGGAUGGCCCCCUAUCGGGCAUCGACGUCCGGCGCUGCUCGAUCCGUGUGGUAGAGCUUUGGGAAUACGAACCUGGAGGAGGCCUUGUCGACGACUACCACUUCGACGCCGGGAGCAUCGUCACCAUCGUGUGCUUGGUGAAUGAGGAUUUCACAGGUGGCAUGUUCCAAACGAAAGAAGCUGAUGGGCGUUGCCAGACGCACGAGUUGUCCAAGGGAGACGUGAUUUGCUUUGUCUCGCACAAGUAUCACAGCAUCGCACCCGUGACAUCCGGAAGGCGGCUGGCGCUUGUGGUGGAGCUUUGGGAGGGAGGUUUGUCCAUGUGGUGCCGCUGA
Symbiodinium natans is the source of this 855-nucleotide messenger RNA. Lineage: Eukaryota; Dinophyceae; Suessiales; Symbiodiniaceae. The record is from the annotation of a GenBank genome assembly.